This is a messenger RNA of Leptinotarsa decemlineata (Colorado potato beetle), 1071 nucleotides long. RefSeq names its product RNA demethylase ALKBH5-like. The record is from RefSeq and is a predicted model, not a curated record. Lineage: Eukaryota; Metazoa; Arthropoda; Insecta; Coleoptera; Chrysomelidae.
UCGUUUCAACACAUAAAAUAUUUCCAAUAGGCUAUGGAACGUUGUUUGCAAGAACUGAUAAUUUUACGAGUUUAUUUAGAAUAAUGCAUUGCAAUGAAAUUUGUGAUGGUGCUCAAUCAUUUCCACAAAAUACUAACAAAAAGUCAAAAGUGAAAUUGUCCAAACUUCAGCGGAGUAUUCAACAGGUUUUCAUAUUUUCUGAAAAUGAUUUGAAAAUCUUUGAAUCCCAUGUAGAUACAAUAGUUGAACAAGGAAGAAAUGGAGUUCUCAAAGAAUUUACUGUGGAUCAUACCCUACUGAGACAAAAGUACUUUUUCGGAGAACGCUAUACUUAUGGAGCUCAAUCAUCAAAAAGAGGCCUGGGAACGGAGAAACUAUAUCCAGAAAAUUCUGUAGAUCAGAUUCCUAAAUGGAUAAUCAAUGGCAUAAUAAAUCCUUUAGUAGCAGCUGAAAUUAUUCCAGAAAAUUUUGUGAAUAGCGUUGUUAUUAAUGAUUAUAUGCCUGGAGGUUGUAUUGUCUCGCACAUUGAUCCACCACAAAUAUUUGAUAGACCAAUAGUUUCUUUGAAUCUUUUCAGUGACAGCGCCCUAUGCUUUGGUUGUAAAUUCAAAUAUAAGCCGUUGAGGUGUUCACAACCUCUGAUGAAACUGAAUAUGCCGAGAGGAAUUACUACGUCCCUGAGCGGGUUCGCAGCUAACGGGAUAACACACUGUGUGAGGCCUGAAGACGUUACCCAAAGAAGGGCAGUUAUAAUGCUACGAAGAGUUCAUCCUUCUGCACCUAGAUUAUUACCAAUGGAAAGUUAUGUUGGUUUGAAACGUAUUCACAACAAUAAUGUGAAUAUCAAUGGAAGUAGUGUCAUCAUGUCGGCUGAAUAUUUCAGAAAGUGUUAUCUAACUUUGCAAAAAUAUUGGAGAUGCCAUAACAAAUUUGGAAGAAUUUUCAAAAGGUGUGAUAGACGAAAGCUGAGUUUCCGCAACACACGAUAUUAUGCUGUUGGGUCUUAUAUAAUAAACUGAAUUAUAUUUUCUUCAAGUAUAUUUUCUGUUGAUAUAAAGAUUCACAUUCAAA